Plasmopara halstedii is the source of this 870-nucleotide messenger RNA. Its product is annotated as peroxisomal multifunctional. The record is from RefSeq and is a predicted model, not a curated record. The coding region runs from base 1 to 870 and encodes 289 amino acids. The transcript has 4 exons. Lineage: Eukaryota; Oomycota; Peronosporomycetes; Peronosporales; Peronosporaceae.
AUGCUGCGCUUUGAUAGCCAGGUCGCCAUUGUCACAGGCUCCGGCGCCGGCAUAGGUCGAUGCUAUGCUCUUCUUUUUGCUGAGCGCGGUGCUAAAGUUGUGGUAAAUGAUUGUAAUCGGGAAGCAGCAGACUCAGUCAUCAUCGAGAUCAAGGCCAAGGGUGGUGCAGCGGUCGCAGACUACAAUUCGGUGAUGGAUGGUGAUAAAGUUGUAGCGACUGCUAUCGAUAAUUUUGGCCGCGUGGACAUACUCGUGAACAAUGCUGGUAUCCUUCGUGAUGUUUCUUUUGCUAAGAUGACUAAGGCUCACUGGAAUCAAGUGCUCGACGUGCAUCUUCAAGGAACGUUUGCCGUGACUCAUGCGGCGUGGCCUUACAUGCGUAAACAAAAAUAUGGUCGCAUUAUUGUAAUCACGUCGGUAAAUGGUCUGUAUGGUCAGUUUGGCCAGGUCAAUUACUGUUCCAUGAAGGCUGCAAUGACUGGGUUUGGCAAAGCACUUGCCAAGGAAGGUGCACGGUCAAACAUCAAGGUGAAUAUCGUGGCCCCAGGUGCUGGGUCGAAGAUGACCGAGUCUAUCUUGCCCGCAGAACUUGUUGCCAAAUGGAAACCCGAGUAUGUAGCCCCAACGGUCGCGUUUUUGUGCCAUGAGUCAGUCCCAUGCUCGGGCAAAAUUUUCGAAAGCGGUGGUGGAUUUGUCGCACAGGUCAAGUAUGUGCGCAGUGCUGGUGUGUUUUUCGACUUGGAGAAGGAGAUUACACCCGAGGCUGUGCAAGCUAAAUUUUCCUCAAUUACGGACUUCAGUCAUGCCACGGAUCCUGAUGACGAUAAAGUCACACCACAGCUACAGCAGAUUUUGAAUGCUAAGCUAUGA